Nicotiana tabacum (common tobacco) is the source of this 2544-nucleotide messenger RNA. RefSeq lists its product as uncharacterized. NCBI's taxonomy places the organism in Eukaryota, Viridiplantae, Streptophyta, Magnoliopsida, Solanales, Solanaceae. The record is from RefSeq and is a predicted model, not a curated record. Gene Ontology annotation, molecular function: protein binding; DNA-binding transcription factor activity.
GGAUAGGGAUUUCUGAAUUUAGAGAAUAACAACAUGGGUUGUGGGGAGAGUAGUGUGUAUGCAUACCUUACUCUUGCCUUGUGCAGGUGGAGAGACUGUUUCAGAAGGACGCUCAAGCUGAAUUUAAAGAAUGAAAUUUAAAAUAAGUAAAGGGAAACAAUCCCUGGUUCGACCACUGUGUGUAGUAAUUUCUUGUACUUAUUUGUUGAUGUCUGAACAAGAUGGCUAAUCCAAAUAAUGUUGAGCUGGAGGCAGCAAAGCUUCUGCAUAAGCUUAUCCAAGAGUCUAAAGACGAGCCGACAAAAUUGGCUACAAAGCUUUAUGAGAUUUUACGACAUAUGAGAUCCCACGGGAAGGGAAACUCAAUCCCCUUUAAAGUAGUAGCAAGAGCUGUGGAGACUCUUGUCAAGCAACAUAGUCUGGAUAUUGAAGCUUUAGCAUCAUCACAUCUUCCUAUGACCGUGGGAGCACAAGUAGGAGAAGUUGCAACGUCACAAGUAGCUGGUUCUUUACAGAGGGUUGAGGUCACAAGAGACAUGACAGUAAAUUUUCUGGGAAAUGAGAACACGACAGUAAAUUUUCUGGGAAAUGAGAUGGUUAAAGCAGAUGUAUACGCUUCUAACAGUGCAGUUAGUGGUUCAAGUGGCAGCGGACAUGGUAUUUAUCGAGUAUCUGGAACCCAUAUAAGUGGUCAUCCUCGAUCAGCUACAGAGGCUACACAGGAUAAAGGAGAUGCAAUGCAACCUGGUAUCCUAUUUGACAUGUUCAAUUCUUUUGAAAUAGGCCAAUAUCAACCAGCCGCAGUGGCUACACUGGAUAAUGGAGAUACAAUGCAAUUUGAUGCAUUUUUUGACAUGCAAGACUUUUUUGAGUUUGGCCAACCUCUAUCAGCUACAAAGGAUAAAGGAGAUGCAAAUCUUGUAGACUCGAAUCAAACAACUACAACCAGUAUUGCUGAUAACAGAAGACAUUCUCCUAAUUUAGACGAUGAUGUUGCUAGAUCUCUACCCGGAUUGGAAUUGGGGAUAGGGACACAGAUUGUGCAGCUAGGUUCAGAACAUCAUCAAGUGGAUGAUGUAGAAGUUGAUGCGAGGGACCUCCAAAGGAAUGUAGUGCAUGCUGAUUUGGAGAAGCAAAACAAGACGAAGAGGAUAAAAAGAGAAUACGGAAUUACUCUGGAGGUUCUAAAGCAACAUUUUGGGAAGAAGCUUACUGAUGCUGCUAACAGCUUAGGGGUUGCACGAACUACAUUGAAGCGCAUAUGUAGAGACUAUGAGAUUUACCGGUGGCCACGUGUUAAAUCAAGAAAGCAUAAUUGCUCCCUCUCUCAAGCGGAGUUACUACAAGUUGUUGAUAGACAACCUUCAGAUUCUGGUCCUAGACACCAACAAUAUGUUGAUUUUUCUCCUGGAAGUGGCCCAAAAUCCGCAACAAAUUCGAAGGAAUUGCAUGUUACCAUGCAAAGUGAGAAUUUCAUAAGCGUUAAGGUAACUUAUGGAAAUCGAACAGUGAGGUUCCCACUCUCAUUUUCAUCAGGGAAAAGGGAUUUGGAAGAAGAAGUAGAAAAGAGAAUAAAGUUAGUUGGAAAUUCGUCGAUCAGGUAUGAAGAUGAAGAGAAAGAUUUUAUAUUGAUAACUUGUGAUUCGGACUUGCACUAUGCAAUGCACACAUUAAGAUCAUUAGGUAGGACCAUCAUAAAGAUGUUGGUGGAGAUUGAACCUGACUACAAUCACAUAAUUGACUCCUGUUAAAGUCUCAUCGCCGCCCAUAAACAAAAACAACUUCCACGUGUUUGGUUCAUAAAAGAAUCAAGUCCGCACGUGAAGUGGCAUGUUUGAAUACAAAGCAAAUCUGUCAAGAAAAGUGGAAGUACUAAUUCAAGAAGCUCCACAAUACUUUUACUGAUCAACAUGAAGCUGAUACAAAAGAAUUUACAACUUAUAACACAAUUGAAGGAACAAAUCAGGAAAAGCAUAAAGCAACUGAUCAUAGGCCUAUUGAGGGAAAGAAAGUGGAAAAUUCUCAACUAGAGGAGCAAAACAAUGCACGUUGAAGAAACCAGGAAUACCAAAACCAUAUAAUGAAGUUGCAGCAAAAGCCAUUGAUCAUCUAAGUACUAAUCGGGAUACAGAAAAACAUGACGGUCAUGAGCGUGCAGCGAGUGAGACAUCAGUAAUGGCUACACUGAAUUUGUUACAAGGGAAGAACAAUGUGGGAAUUAGUAUGAGCAAAGAUAGAGGAAUUAGCUGGUGUGCUAAAACCAGUUGGAGAAAAAGCUGUUUUGUUCUAGAGAAACAGCAAUUUGGUUGACAAAAGGAUUAAUGAAUCUUCAAAACCAAGCUGAGGAAGCUAAGAGUGCAUAGGUUUCUUGAAAAUUUUCUUGUAAAAUGUAAGCAUUUGAUUCUUUUUUUUGAAUUGAUCUUGAAUUAAUGCUUGUAGAUAAAAGCUUAAAAACAGAUGAAAAGUUCAAAGGAAAUACUCUUAGGGGUCAUUUGUUUUGAAGACAACUUAUGCUGAGAUUAGUUAUCUUGAUAUUAUUUCUUA